GAAGUCUAACUGCUCAAAGUACGUCAGCAAUAUGGCGCACAGACACAGCACUGCUUCAUGUUAAAACACACACAGAUGAGGCAGAAGGAGGAAGUGUUGCUGCCUUUCUUCCUUCCUUUCUGUCAUGUCCUGAUCUGUGUGGUGUGCCUUGUUGCUGUAAGAAGCUCGAGUAAUAGAAGAAACAGAGAAAAGAGACAGUGAGGAACGAUGAUUGCAGUCCUUGUGUUUUUGAUGCUGGAGCUUCAGUUUACCGGAACACAGGGUGCAGUGAGUUUUUGGCCCUUAGCUGUCAGAGAUGGAGAUGAAGUCACUUUGCCUUGUUCAAAUAAAUGUAACAGGACCACCUGGAGCUUCACUGGUUCAAUUGUGCUGUUUCAGCAUGAGCAGAAAAAAGCCACCUCAGACAGAGUGAGUCUGAAUGCAAACUGUUCUCUGGUUAUACACAAAGUCACGGCUGAGGAUGCUGGUCAUUACGCCUGCAGAGAAGAUUCCACAGACAGAUAUCCAGGUCACGUUCUUGAGAUUACUCUGUCUGUUGCUGUCAUGACUGAAGAGAAGUAUGGAGAUAGUGUGAUGUUACACUGCUCUGUGUCAACUCCUGUAAACUGUGAUCAAGUCACAGUGACAUGGUUCCACAGGAGCAUAGACAUCUUCAAAGAUCCAUUUAUAGAAACAUCACAGUUUGGGUGCUCUGCUAUUGUGACCAUUCUGAAUUUUACCUACAGCAACAUAUCAAGUUAUGACUUCAUGUGUUAUGUUGUAACAUAUCAAGGCAGAGGGGAGCUUUUUACCUUCAGCCCUCAUUUAUCAGAUGAAAAAACAAAUACAUCAUCUGAAAACAACACAAACACAGUGAGUGAACAGCAGAAUGGAGGCAGUGUGACUUUAAGCAGCUCUGUGUCGCCUCCUGAUGAGUGUGAACAAGAGAAAAUGAAGUGGAUUCAUAAAAGCACAGCCUGGUGGAGGUUCAUCAUUGUGGCUGUGGUUUUGGCAGCACUCAUAACAGUUGUUGUGAUCGUCACCAUCUGGACCAAAGACAGGGAAAAGACACAAAGAGAUGAAAACAUGGUGUUUAAUGAGGAAGAUGGUGGAGCAGUGAAGAAUGAAAGUGUCCAGUCUACUGAUGAAGUCUGAUCAACAGUCAGUGAUAAGAACGUGAACAUCAGCGUGCUGUAUAUCUGCAUAAGUAAUUAACCUGCUGUCCCUCAAAGUAUUGUUACAAAAUGUAAUGGUUAUUACACAAAACCAUCCACACACUUAAAAUAGGUUUGGAUAUGUAAUAAAAGGCCUUUAUUUAGUGGGCUAGAGGCAUUCAUCAGUGUCUUUUUAAGUCUUCACAUCCAUAGCUCCUGAAACCCUU
Molecule: messenger RNA, 1360 nt
Organism: Archocentrus centrarchus (flier cichlid)
Lineage: Eukaryota; Metazoa; Chordata; Actinopteri; Cichliformes; Cichlidae
Exons: 8
Coding region: 208-1134 (308 amino acids)
Biological process (GO): positive regulation of ERK1 and ERK2 cascade; interleukin-15-mediated signaling pathway; T cell activation
Cellular component (GO): membrane raft; external side of plasma membrane
Molecular function (GO): MHC class II protein binding; protein tyrosine kinase binding
Source: RefSeq, a predicted model, not a curated record